ACUCCCCUGACGUGCACUCCAACGCCAACUCACCUCUCUCUGGUAUCCUUUUCUUCUACACUUCUAAUUUGAACUGACCCAAAUGAUCCUAGUGGUACAUUAAAUGGCCUGAUGCAAGCGUAUUUUGGCACCCUCCCCUGUUUAAAGUCUUCCAUAAAAUUCCAUGAAGCAAGAACCAGAAAAAGGAAACCGGAUAUCUCGGGGGUCCAAAUCUAGAAAGCAAGGUUCCUCUCCUUUCUUCAUUCAAGGAAGAAUUCUCUCCUUCCGGCCAGCACAUCAACUCUCUCUCUCUAUCUCAAUGAGAAUAUCGGGGUCGUAAUUAAUGUUCAGGCAGUGGAUUAGUGCAUAAGAGACAGGAAAGGAGGUUUUGGAGGUGUUGCGGAUUCUUGCAAGCUGAGAUGGCUCUCAAGAAGGUGGUGGUGGUGUUAUCCAUGUUCGUCAUUAUUUUGGUUUCCAGCGGGGAAGCAACAAGUGUAAGAGGAGACGUAACAUAUGAUGGAAGAGCUUUGAUCAUAAAUGGAACUAGACGGAUGCUCUUCUCUGGUUCCAUUCAUUACCCUCGCAGCACUCCUGAGAUGUGGCCAUCCCUCAUAGCUAAAGCCAAGAAAGGUGGACUUGAUGUCAUACAGACCUAUGUGUUUUGGAACGCUCACGAGCCAAUCAGAGGACAGUUUAAUUUUGAAGGGAGGUACAACCUUGUGAGAUUCAUUAAAGAAAUUCAAGCUCAAGGCCUCUAUGUGAGCCUUAGGAUGGGUCCCUUCAUUGAGUCCGAAUGGAAAUAUGGAGGCUUCCCAUUUUGGUUGCAUGAUGUUCCAGGAAUUGUUUUUCGGUCUGACAAUGAACCAUUCAAGUUCUACAUGAAAAGUUUUGUGGAAAAGAUAGUGAAUAUGAUGAAGUUGGAGAAAUUGUAUUACCCUCAAGGAGGUCCGAUCAUAAUUUCUCAGAUUGAGAAUGAGUACCAAAUGGUGGAGCCUGCAUUUCAUGAGGCAGGACCUCCUUAUGUUCGUUGGGCAGCGGCUAUGGCUGUGAGUUUACAAACUGGGGUCCCAUGGAUGAUGUGCAAGCAAGAUGAUGCUCCUGAUCCAGUGAUAAAUACCUGCAAUGGAUUGAAAUGUGGAGAGACAUUUGCAGGGCCAAAUUCACCUACAAAGCCAUCACUUUGGACAGAAAAUUGGACCGCUAGAUACCCAGUAUAUGGGAAGGAACCAUCGAUGAGGCGUGUUGAAGAUCUUGCAUUUUCCGUCGCACUGUUCAUUGCAAGAAAGAACGGAAGCUUUGUGAACUACUACAUGUACCAUGGAGGAACGAACUUUGGGAAGUCCCCCUCCUCAUAUGUAACAACAAGCUAUUACGAUCGAGCUCCUCUGGAUGAAUAUGGCUUGAUCUGGCUACCUACAUGGGGUCAUCUUAGAGAACUGCAUGCUGUAAUUAAGCUAUCCUCAGAGCCACUACUUUGGGGAACCUAUACUAAUGUUUCAUUGGGUCAACUACAGGAGGCACAUGUUUUUCAAACAAAUUCAGGAAAGUGCGCAGCAUUUCUUGUAAACUUUGACGAGCAUCUUAAUGCAACUGUGUGCUUUCAUAAUGCAACAUAUGAAUUGCCUUCCAAGUCCAUAAGUAUUCUGCCAGACUGCAAAAGCGUAGCCUUCAAUACUGCAAAGGUUAGUGCUCAAUAUGGAAAUAGAUCAGCAAGAGCAGUUCAGAGUUUCGACAAUGCUAAGAAAUGGAUGGCAUUCCUAGAUGGAGUACCUAACGUUCACGAUGCUUCAUUCAUUACAAAAGAACUGUUGGAACAAAUGUCCACAACAAAAGAUGUGACGGAUUAUCUUUGGUAUACUUUCAGCUACAACUACAAAUCCAGUGAUGGUCAGCAAGCACUCCAUGUUGAUUCACGAGCUCAUGUUUUACAUGCUUUUGUAAAUGAUGAGUUUGUGGGAAGUGUGCAUGGGAGUUCUGAUGGACCUCGAAUUAUGACUUUUGAGAAAGACAUUUCAUUAAGGGAAGGUCAGAACAACCUCUCAUUGUUGAGCGUCAUGGUUGGAUUACCAGAUUCUGGGGCAUAUCUUGAGAAAAGGUUUGCUGGGCUUCGUAGAGUGAGCAUCCACUGCAAUGGAAGCAGACCUCAAAAUCUCACUAAUUGGCUGUGGGGAUACCAGAUUGGUUUAUUAGGGGAAAAGCUAGAGAUAUACACCCAAAAAGGAUUACCAAAGGUGGAUUGGAAAACAGUUGGGAGCUCUAUAUGUAAACCUCUCACGUGGUACAAGACAACUUUCCAUGUUCCAUUGGGUACCAACCCGGUGGCACUAGACCUUUCGAGUAUGGGUAAAGGCGAGGUGUGGAUCAAUGGAGAAAGCAUUGGCCGUUAUUGGGUCUCAUUCACUAGUCCCAAUGGACAGCCAUCUCAAACUCUGUAUCAUGUUCCUCGGUCCUUUCUGAAACCUUUUGGGAACCUCCUGGUUCUUUUUGAAGAAUUGGGUGGGGACCCUCUUGGUAUCACAGUGAACACCAUCUCAGUUACUCAUAUUUGCAGUAAUGUGGCUGAGUCCUUUUCCCCAUCCCUAUUUUCAAAAAGAAAACAACCAAGUGUUCAGCUCCAGUGUCAUGAAGGUCAAGCCAUAUACUCCAUAAAGUUUGCAAGCUAUGGAAACCCUAUUGGAGAUUGUGAAAACUAUGCUUUAGGAACCUGUCAUUCAGUCUUAUCCAAAGCUGUUAUGGAGAAGGCCUGUGUGGGUAAAAGGAGAUGCUCAAUCCCAAUAUCAGCCACAAAAUUUGGAGGAGACCCAUGCCCAGGCAUUGCAAAAUCUCUAUUAGUUGUGGCUGAUUGUGUUUGAUCUCUAGCAAUUCACAUACAUGCCACUUGAACCAAUGAUUAUUCAUUUUGAUAUUCAAUAAUUUAUCAACACAAAUUCUUGGAAACCAACAUGACAGCAAAAUCAUAUCAGCCCUCAUUAGAAAUCAGAGAUUUUUUUUUGAGCAAAAUUAGAGAGAAGUAAUUGUUGAGUGAUGAAUGUAAUUGACUCAUGAAAUAAACAAGUCUUUCAUUGCUUAAUGAUUUACUAAUCCAAGUGAAAAGGUGAUCCAUCCUUUCUAUAUGACUUAAAAUGAAGAACAGUUUAUCCUUUUUCUUGAGAAAGGAGAAUAGGAUAUCCAAUUUGCAUAAAGAAAGAAGUCAAGAACAAUUUCUUUACUGUUAUAUGGAAGAGUAUGGUACCGGAACUUCUUGAUAGCAUCUACUUCUUAGUCAGAAAAUGGAUUAGAUUAUCUUCUGAAGAAA
Molecule: messenger RNA, 3274 nt
Organism: Phoenix dactylifera (date palm)
Lineage: Eukaryota; Viridiplantae; Streptophyta; Magnoliopsida; Arecales; Arecaceae
Product: beta-galactosidase 7-like
Biological process (GO): carbohydrate metabolic process
Molecular function (GO): carbohydrate binding; hydrolase activity, hydrolyzing O-glycosyl compounds
Source: RefSeq, a predicted model, not a curated record